UCCGUCGGACCACUAUUGGCGACGAGCGGAACAUUCAAGCAGCAAAAAUCCAAAAUCACACAUUUUUAAACUUCUUUCUGUAAUUAAAGAUAAAACAUGGGAGAACAACCAGUGAGAGUUUUGGCGUGUGGGGACGUUGAAGGCCGGCUGACCGCUCUGUUCAAUCGAGUCCAGGCCAUCCAGAAGAAGACGGGACAGUUUGAUUUGUUGCUGUGCGUUGGAGAGUUUUUUGGGACGACGCCGGAGGCCGAAGCAGAGUGGCAGCAGUACAAAACCGGAGCCAAGAAAGCUCCCAUCCACACCUACAUCCUCGGAGCAGCGAGCCAGGAGACGGUGAAGAACUUCCCGAGCGCUGAUGGCUGCGAGCUGGCUGACAACAUCACGUAUCUGGGUCGGCGAGGUGUGUUCACGGGCGUGUCGGGGUUACAGAUCGCCUACGUCAGCGGUCGAGAGGCUCAGCAGGAACCGGCCCCGGCUCACUGCUUCACCUCCAAAGAUCUGUCGGCCCUCGUGGCUCCGCUGACCAGCAGCUCCAAGUUCAGAGGGAUCGACAUCCUGCUGACGUCACAGUGGCCCCGAGGGGUGUGGCACUACGGAAACAACCCGGAAGUGAACACAAAGUUCUGUGGAAGCGGCUCCGUCGCAAACCUCGCUGACAAACUGAAACCGCGAUACCACUUCGCUGCACAAGAGGGCGCUCACUAUGAAAGGCUCCCAUACAGGAAUCACGUUAUUCUCCAGGAAAACGCUCAGCACGUCAGCCGCUUCAUCGCCCUGGCAACAGUCAACAACCCAGCGAAGAAGAAGUAUUUGUACGCGUUCAACAUAAUCCCCAUGAAGACCAUGGAUCCUUCAGAGCUGGUGAAGCAGCCGCAGGACGUGACAGAAAACCCCUACAGACACCCGGCUAAAGACAAGACAGGCAAACAAAACACAGGCUUCGGCGCCACAGAGGAGGAGGAGCCGGCCCAUCAGUUCUUCUUCGACCUGAGCAAGAAGCAGGGUGGGGGUCCUCGAGGCCGCGGCAGGAAGAGACAUACAGACGGGGAAUGGCAAGGACGAGACCAGCAGCGUGACGGAGACGGGCAUCUUCAGGGACAACCCAAACAGCCCCGCAGGCCCCCUCAGCCCACUGGUCCCUGCUGGUUCUGUCUGGCCAGUCCUCAGGUGGAGAAACACCUCGUCAUCAGCAUAGGAACACAUUGUUACCUGGCGAUGGCGAAAGGCGGCCUGACUCCUCACCACAUGCUGAUCCUCCCCAUUGGUCACUACCAGUCCGUGGUGGACCUGAGCUCGGAUGUGGUGGAGGAGAUGGAGAAGUACAAGUCGGCCCUGAAGAGCUUCUACAAGAGCAAAGGGGAGCGCUGCGUGGUGUUUGAGAGGAACUACAGGAGCCAACACCUGCAGCUGCAGGUGGUCCCGGUGCCGCUGGACCGCUGCUCCACGGAGGACAUCAAGGAGGCGUUCAUGGUCCAGGCUCAGGAGCAGCAGAUGGAGCUGAUGGAGAUUCCUCAACACACCGACCUCAAACAGAUUGCUCCUCCAGGGACUCCGUACUUCUACGUGGAGUUGGACUCGGGGGAGAAACUCUACUACCGCAUCCAGAAACAUUUUCCUCUGCAGUUUGGAAGGGAGGUUCUGGCCAGCGACGCGUUGCUGAACAUCCCGACUCGAGCAGACUGGAAAGAGUGUAAACAGAGCAGAGAGGAAGAGGAGGAGAGCUGCAAACAGCUAAGAGACAGUUUCCAGCCGUUCGACUUCGCCUGGGAAGACUAAAACUAUCCCACAAUCGCUGUUUGUUGUUUCGGUGUUGUUGUUUUUGUUCUACAAGACAUCCUUAAACAAAUAGUUUGACGUUUUCAGAAACGCACGUUGUCGCGUUCUUGCCGAAGGUUAGACGAGAAGAUUGAUACCACACUUGCAUAUGUGGUGAAGCUACAACCAGCAGCCCAUUAGCUUAGCUUAGCAUAACACCUGGAACCAUCUGUGUCCAACAUGUCUAAAACUAACUAUUUAACAUCUUAUAUCUUGUUUCUGUAAUCAGUGAGCUUUAGAAGUGCUGGUAGGUGGAUUUGUUACCUUUUGUUACCCAGCUUUAUGCUAAGCUAAGCUGGCUCCAGCUACAUAUUUAGCACACAGACAUAAGAGUGGUAUCGAUCUUCUUGCCUAACUCUCGGUAAGAAAGUAAAUACAUGUUAUUUCUAAAUGUACCCAAAUGUUUUGUUCCGUUUUUUUUUUGCGGGUGAAGCGAUGGAGGGAACUCCGAUAUUAGCAGCGAACUAUCAGUUUUGUAAGUUAAAAAAAGCUUUUCUUAAAUUCUAUACAUUUUUCAUAAAGUUUUCUUUCACAACAACGUUUUAUUUUUAUUACAGGAGUCUUUUCUUUAUCAACAUGAAGUUGAAAUUCACAAAGUGUUGCUGGCAAAAAAGCAGCGAGAGAAGCUCAAAUGUGAUAAAGUGUUUAAAACUGAUUGUUUUGGAUUGUUUGUGAAGAUUUUGGGUCUUUUACUUUUUCCUGUCAAUGUUCCAGUUUGUUCAGCUGCAGGAUGAACCCUUUCACAAUAAAAUUUUAAUCCUCACAGACUAAACCUUUAUAAAUAAACAUUGUACAAACCUGAACAGCAGCUCACAAACAUUUUCUAUCAUUUCUAUGGAGACUCUUUUGUUUUAAGUGUAAGAAUUGUUUUUAAAUGUGUUUCUUGUAUUUUGUAAAUGAUAAAAUGUACAAUUAAACUCUCAUUUUGGGGUUUUCUGGCAUCGUGUUUGUCAUAAGUUCAAUAAAAGGCAGAA
This is a messenger RNA of Morone saxatilis (striped sea-bass), 2789 nucleotides long. It is a transcript of the gene cwf19l1, whose product is annotated as CWF19 like cell cycle control factor 1. Gene Ontology annotation, biological process: mRNA splicing, via spliceosome. Gene Ontology annotation, molecular function: RNA lariat debranching enzyme activator activity. The transcript is spliced from 14 exons. The coding region runs from base 97 to 1776 and encodes 559 amino acids. The record is from RefSeq and is a predicted model, not a curated record. Gene Ontology annotation, cellular component: post-mRNA release spliceosomal complex. Lineage: Eukaryota; Metazoa; Chordata; Actinopteri; Moronidae.